Rodentolepis nana is the source of this 591-nucleotide messenger RNA. The record is from the annotation of a GenBank genome assembly. Lineage: Eukaryota; Metazoa; Platyhelminthes; Cestoda; Cyclophyllidea; Hymenolepididae.
AUGGCUUUGGGCAGACGUUCUGCAAUACGACUUCCUCCAGAAGUUAAUCGUAUCUUGCUCGUUAAAAACUUACCAUACAACAUAUCGGCCGAGGAAAUGUAUGAUCUCUUCGGAAAGUAUGGAGCUAUUCGUCAAAUCACAGUAGGUAAUACCCCAGAAACCAGGGGAACCGCGUUGGUAGUAUACGAAGAUAUCUUCGAUGCCAAAAAUGCCUGCGAUCAUCUCAGUGGCUUUAACGUUUGUAAUCGAUACCUGAUUGUCCUUUAUUAUCAACACAAUAAGAUACGACUUCCUCCAGAAGUUAAUCGUAUCUUGCUCGUUAAAAACUUACCAUACAACAUAUCGGCCGAGGAAAUGUAUGAUCUCUUCGGAAAGUAUGGAGCUAUUCGUCAGAUCAGAGUAGGUAAUACCCCAGAAACCAGGGGAACCGCGUUGGUAGUUUACGAAGAUAUCUUCGAUGCUAAAAAUGCCUGCGAUCAUCUCAGUGGCUUUAACGUUUGUAAUCGAUACCUGAUUGUCCUUUAUUAUCAACACAAUAAGGUUAGUUCUUGCAAUUUUUAUGGUCUCAUUCACAACUUUUCAUGUGUUUGA